GCCGGGGGGCAGGACGGCGGGGUCUCGGGCCUGGAGCGGCACCCCGGGCCGCAGCGCGAGUCGUGGAGCCCCCCGCCGCCGCCACCCCAAGACCCCGACGCGUGGGGGUCCGGGAGGGCUCCGGGGCCAGUCCAGACCUUGCGGCGGGGGCGGGGCCGCGGGCAGGGGAGGGGCCGGCGGAGCGGAGAGGCCCAGGGUCAAGACGUCCGGCCUCCGGGCCCGGGGGUGGGCGGCCGGGGCUCCAGGGCGGCGCUGAGCGGGCGGGCGGCGAGGGCCCGGGGCUCGGGGCUCUCAGGCCGGUCGCUGGAUCGUUCGCCAUCGCCGCCGCCGCCGCACUGGGAGCCGGCGGGGGAUGGAACGGGAGGCGUCGCCGUGGGGCCUCGAGCCCCGGGAUGUGCAGAGCCCCGACGAAACGGGGAGCCCCGAAGGGUCCCCGAAAGGCGACAGGAGUGAAAAUGAGGAAGAGGACAUUUCUCAGCAAGAAGGCACUGGGGACUAUGAGGUUGAAGAGAUACCUUUUGGGCUUGAACCCCAGAGCCCUGGGUCUGAGCCUCAGAGCCCCCGGUUUGAGCCCGAAAGCCCAGGUUUUGAGUCCCGGAGCCCUGACUUGGUGCCCCCAAGCCCUGAAUUUGCUCCCAGGAGCCCUGAAUCAGAUUCUCAGAGCCACGAGUUUGAAUCUGGCAGCCCUGGGUAUGAGCCCCGAAGUCCUGGGUAUGAGCCCAAGAGUCCUGGGUAUGAGCCCAAGAGCCCUGGGUAUGAGCCCAAAAGCCCUGGGUAUGAAUCUCAAAGUCCAGGCUGUGAAUCCCAGGAUCCUGAGCCCAAAACCCCAAGUCCUGAUUUUGAAGCUCAGAGUUCCAAAUUCCAGGAAGGUGUAGAAAUGCUUCUGAACCCCGAGGAGAAGACCCCCUUGAGCCUCCCCCUGGGAGUCCACCCGAUGGACUCCUUCACCCAGGGUUUUGCGGAGCAGCCCACGGGGGACCUACCCCUAGGGCCACCCUUUGAGAUGCCCACAGGGGCCCUGCUGACUCCACCCCAGUUUGAGAUGCUCCAGAACCCCAUGGGGCUGACCGGGACCCUCCGGGGGCCUGGGCGCAGGGGCGGCCGUGCCCGGGGCAGCCAGGGCCCUCGGCCCAACAUCUGCGGCAUCUGCGGGAAGAGCUUCGGGCGGGGCUCCACCCUGAUCCAGCACCAGCGCAUCCACACGGGGGAGAAGCCCUACAAGUGCGAGGUCUGCAGCAAGGCCUUCUCGCAGAGCUCCGACCUCAUCAAACACCAGCGCACGCACACGGGCGAGCGGCCCUACAAGUGUCCCCGCUGCGGCAAGGCCUUUGCCGACAGCUCCUACCUGCUCCGGCACCAGCGCACCCACUCCGGGCAGAAGCCCUACAAGUGCCCGCACUGUGGCAAAGCCUUCGGCGACAGCUCCUACCUCCUGCGCCACCAGCGCACCCACAGCCACGAGCGGCCCUACAGCUGCCCCGAGUGCGGCAAGUGCUACAGCCAGAACUCCUCACUGCGGAGCCACCAGCGGGUGCACACCGGCCAGCGGCCCUUCAGCUGCGGCAUCUGCGGCAAGAGCUUCUCCCAGCGCUCGGCGCUCAUCCCGCACGCCCGCAGCCACGCCCGCGAGAAGCCCUUCAAGUGCCCCGAGUGCGGCAAGCGCUUCGGCCAGAGCUCGGUGCUGGCCAUUCACGCCCGCACCCACCUGCCGGGCCGCACCUACAGCUGCCCCGACUGCGGCAAGACCUUCAACCGCUCGUCCACGCUCAUCCAGCACCAGCGCUCGCACACGGGCGAGCGGCCCUACCGCUGCGCGGUGUGCGGCAAGGGCUUCUGCCGCUCGUCCACGCUGCUGCAGCACCACCGCGUGCACAGCGGCGAGCGGCCCUACAAGUGCGACGACUGCGGCAAGGCCUUCUCGCAGAGCUCCGACCUCAUCCGCCACCAGCGCACCCACGCGGCUGGCCGCCGCUGAGCCGGGCCUGAGCCAGGCGGGCGGGAGGGCUGCAGCCAGCAAGUAGCCUUUGGAGAGACAGGACGGGGAGGCAGGACGGGGAGGCAGGACGGGGAGCCCAGGGGCCAGGGUGGAGGCGGCCGUGCCCCGGGCCUCCUGAGAACACGGCUCUGCAGGGCGUUUGGAGCGAGGCCAAGCAGGCAGCGGGAGGCGCUGGGCGAGAUCCAGGAAGCCAGGGCGGCGGCGGCGGUGGCGGCAGGGGGGCCCUUGGGUGGGCGCCUGACUUGGCCACGUGCUAGGCGGGGGUGGGGGGAGGGACGGGUCGGGUUACUUAACUAGCGUGGGGUAGCUUAGACUGGUAGCGGCUGAGUCCCUCUUGAGUCUGGAAGGGGGAGAGGGCAGGCCAGAUGGUGAGGAGGGCCCCCCUCCCCCCGGGGUAGGGACUUAGGCUUUGAAUGUGAACCCCAGCCUCCCUUUCUCAGGCUUUGGAACCCCUGACUUUUGAGUUCAAUAAAAGACUUUAUGUGGUCAAA
Molecule: messenger RNA, 2487 nt
Organism: Erinaceus europaeus (western European hedgehog)
Lineage: Eukaryota; Metazoa; Chordata; Mammalia; Eulipotyphla; Erinaceidae
Gene: ZNF768
Product: zinc finger protein 768
Exons: 2
Coding region: 353-1975 (540 amino acids)
Biological process (GO): transcription by RNA polymerase II
Molecular function (GO): DNA binding
Source: RefSeq, a predicted model, not a curated record